This is a messenger RNA of Arachis duranensis, 1818 nucleotides long. Its product is annotated as pentatricopeptide repeat-containing protein At1g71060, mitochondrial. The record is from RefSeq and is a predicted model, not a curated record. Gene Ontology annotation, molecular function: protein binding. Bases 303 to 1757 code for a protein of 484 amino acids. NCBI's taxonomy places the organism in Eukaryota, Viridiplantae, Streptophyta, Magnoliopsida, Fabales, Fabaceae. The transcript has 3 exons.
GUAGCUCGGCGUCCUCCUUCCCCCUGUUCCCGUCCUCCCUGGCUUCUCUGUUCGAGGCUUGGAACAGCUCGCCGCCGUGUCUUCGGUCGCCGUCGUCUCGCCGGUCGCCGUCCGUGUCUCCGUCGAAGUUCAAGUGGCAUCUUCGCAAGAAAGCAGCACGAGUUAUCUACUUGCACUUUGCCCUGCAGAAACAUGCCCUAAUUGAACAACUUCAUGACAAACAAGAGCAGUCCUCAUCUAAAUUUCAUGAGACCCUGGUCCCUGACACAGUGAGAAAGCCUGCAAUUUGGAGCAGCAGAACAAUGGCAUUCACACGAUCUUCCAAAACAUUCUUCUUCUCCUUCAACCUUCUUCAAAGGCGAACCUGUUCUUCCAGCACACCACAACCCCAACCCCAACUCUUCAAUGCCGAAACCAUCUGCAGAAUCCUAUCCGCCAAUCCAACUUCCACCGUCGACGCCUCCCUCGCCAACAUUCCCGUGCAAAUGUCGCCAGAGCUCGCGGUUGAUGUCCUGAAGAAGCUCAGCAACGCCGGUGUACUUGCCCUCUCGUUCUUUCGUUGGGUGGAGAAGCAACAAGGGUUCAAGCACACCACUGAGAGCUUCCACGAGUUGAUCGAGUCACUUGGUAAGAUCAGACAGUUCAAGAUGAUUUGGACUUUGCUGUCUGAAAUGAACCGCAAAAAAUUGCUGACCAGAGAAACAUUUUCGCUCGUUUCUCGAAGGUACGCGAGGGCAAGGAAGGUCAAGGAAGCAGUGGAGGCAUUCGAGAAGAUGGAACAGUAUGGGAUGAAGCCACAGGUCUCGGAUUUUAACCGUUUGAUCGAUGUUCUAUGCAAGUCCAAGAGUGUUGAGAAAGCACAUGAGGUGUUUGAUAAAAUGCGGCAGAGAAAAAUUGUGCCUGAUUUGAAGACAUACACUAUUUUGUUGGAAGGUUGGGGUACCCAAGGGAACUUGUUGAGGGUGGAUGAGAUUCGUAGAGAGAUGGAGAGUGAAGGUUUUGAGCCUGAUGUAGUCACAUAUGGCAUUGUCAUGAACGCAUAUUGCAAGGCAAAGAAGUAUGAUAGUGCUGUUGGGUUCUACCAUGAGAUGGUGGAGAAGGGUGUUAGGCCUAGUCCACACAUAUAUUGCACUUUGAUUAAUGGGUUAGGUUCUGAUAAGAGAUUAAAUGAAGCUCUUCAGUUCUUUGAGAUGUCCAAGGCCAGUGGUUUCCUCCCGGAGGGGCCGACUUACAACGCUGUUGUCGGGGCUUAUUGCUGGUCGACAAAGAUGGAGGAUGCCUAUCGGGUGGUUGGGGAGAUGAAAGAAUUGAAGAUUGGUCCAACUUCGAGAACAUAUGACAUAAUACUGCAUCACCUGAUAAAGGCUCAGAGAAACCAAGAAGCUUAUUCGAUUUUCCGGCGAAUGAGUAGCGAGUUUGGGUGUGAGCCGAGUGUGAGCACAUAUGAGAUCAUGGUGAGGAUGUUCUGCAAUGAAGGGAGAUUGGAGAUGGCAAUGGAAGUUUGGGAUCAGAUGAAAUCCAAGGGAAUCCUUCCUGGAAUGCAUAUGUUCUCGAGUUUGAUCGGUUCCUUGUGCAAUGAAAGCAAGGUGGAUGAAGCUUGUAGGUACUUUCAGGAAAUGCUGGAUAUGGGGAUUCGCCCUCCUGCACAAUUGUUUAGUUCCUUCAAGCAAGCUCUAAUUUACGAAGGGAUGGAAAAUACUGCCAUACAUUUUGCAUUGAAACUUGAUAAACUGAGAAAAACUCCAUUAAUUGCUUGAUGACACAAAAGGCUAAUAUAUUCUAAAGUUUAAUAUUACAUUAUUAUCUCAUUGUAUUGCU